Molecule: messenger RNA, 321 nt
Organism: Musa acuminata subsp. malaccensis (wild Malaysian banana)
Lineage: Eukaryota; Viridiplantae; Streptophyta; Magnoliopsida; Zingiberales; Musaceae
Source: RefSeq, a predicted model, not a curated record
AUGAUGAAGAUUCUUAACGGUAACACCCACACCGACAAACGUGGAACCACCAUCGGCGCUUUCAAGGAGAUCAUCCUUGAAGAGGACGAGUACUUCACUUCUAUCUCCGGAUAUUUUCAUGCAUUAUCCAAUUAUCAGGGACAUGCAAUUGUGAUGUUGCUUACUCUUGAGACUAACAAGGGUGCAUCCAUAAAUGUAGGCAACAAGAUUGGCAGUUCUUUUGCCCUUACCUUAGAGGAUUGGGGUAGGAUUCUGGGCUUCUUUGGGCGAGCUGGUACAGCCAUUGACGCUAUUGGAAUUCACUGCUCAUUGCCAAACUAA